Molecule: messenger RNA, 1871 nt
Organism: Arabidopsis thaliana (thale cress)
Lineage: Eukaryota; Viridiplantae; Streptophyta; Magnoliopsida; Brassicales; Brassicaceae
Product: Peptidase M20/M25/M40 family protein
Exons: 4
Coding region: 153-1460 (435 amino acids)
Biological process (GO): amino acid metabolic process
Cellular component (GO): cytoplasm
Molecular function (GO): aminoacylase activity; hydrolase activity
Source: RefSeq, marked reviewed
UUUUUAAUGUUAUUUCAAAGACCAUUUCGAUCAAGAGUUAUUAGUUAGUCAAGCUCAAGUCACAAUGAAUAACAAAAGAUUUUUGCAUUGACCCGAAGUUGCUCUUCUUGUUCACUCUCUGAUCUAGUCUUAACUCCUCCAACUACAAUUCCAUGGCGGUGUCUCUUCUUCUCUGGACUCUCUUCCUCUUCUCAUUUAUCUUCUCCCUCCAAUCACACAGCAAAGAAGAAGAAGAAGACACACCAAUCACACGAUUCCAGCAAUACUUAAGAUUCAACACCGCUCAUCCAAACCCUAACUACACCGCACCAAUCUCUUUUCUUCUUGAUCAAGCAAGAUCAAUUGGUCUUACUUCUCGAACCAUCGAGUUUGUUCCUGGUAAGCCAGUUCUUCUCCUCACAUGGCUAGGCUCAAACCUUAACCUUUCUUCAAUUCUCUUCAACUCUCAUCUCGAUUCUGUUCCCGCGGAAUCCGAGAAGUGGAUACAUCCACCAUUCUCAGCUCACCGAACCAUCGAUGGUCAUAUCUACGCUCGCGGCGCGCAAGAUGACAAGUGUAUAGGAGUUCAGUAUCUAGAAGCAAUCAGGAACUUGAAAUCAAGAAGCUUCUCUCCUCUUCGUACGAUCCAUAUCUCUUACGUACCUGAAGAAGAGAUCGGUGGAUUCGGUGGGAUGAUGAAAUUCGCGGCGUCUUCGGAGUUUAAAGAUUUGAAUUUGGGAUUUGUUAUGGAUGAAGGACAAGCGAGUCCCGGAGAUGAGUUCAGGGUGUUUUACGCUGAACGAACUCCUUGGCAUCUCGCUAUCCGAGCUAAUGGUAUGCCAGGUCAUGGUGCUAAGCUUUAUGAUAAUUCAGCUAUGGAGAAUUUGAUGAAGAGUGUUGAGUUGAUUUCUAGGUUUAGAGAGUCACAGUUUGAUUUUGUUAAAGCUGGUAAAGCUGCGAAUUCGGAGGUUAUCUCUGUGAAUCCAGUUUAUCUUAAAGCUGGAACUCCCUCCACUACUGGAUUUGUGAUGAACAUGCAACCUUCAGAAGCAGAAGUUGGGUAUGAUCUAAGAUUGCCUCCAAUGGCAGAUCCAGUUGCUUUGAAGAAAAGGAUUGCUGAGGAAUGGGCUCCUUCUAUUAGGAACAUGACCUACACGCUAAAACAACAAGGAAAGUUAACAGACCAUUUAGGGCGACCUAUAAUGACUACAACAAAUGAUACCAAUCCUUGGUGGUCUAUCUUCAAGCAAGCUGUUGAAGCAACUGGAGGAAAACUCGCAAAGCCUGAAAUAUUGAUUUCAACUACAGAUUCACGCUUUAUUCGCACUUUAGGAAUACCAGUUCUAGGUUUCUCUCCAAUGAUCAAUACACCUAUUUUAGUGCAUGACCAUAACGAGUUCCUUAAAGAUACCGUGUUCAUGAAAGGAAUAGGAGUAUAUGAAUCAGUUAUCAGCGCUCUAAGUUCCUUUGAGGCUGCUUGAAGAUGGUCAAGGCUCACAUUUGAUUUGACCAAGAUGUGUAAUAGAUGUUUUCAUAAGUAUUUUUAUUGACAUAUACUCUAGCCUUAAGACCUUAAAUGGCUGCUAAUAACUCUUUGUAAAUGUCAAAUAUUUGAUUUGUGCAGAAUUCUCAAACUUUGAAAAGAAAGGUCAUUGGUGAUGGAAGCAUGAUUUCACUAUCUUCUGAUCUUUCGGCUCCCAAGACUUAUUGUUACAUAUCCCUUGCAAUUGCAAAAGAGCUUGGUUCUAUACUAAUAUAGUACUACCUAGAUAUUAACCCGCGGUAUACUUCGGGUAGGCUUAUAUUUUAAUUAAACUAAAAACGUUUUUUGUAAAGAUGAUUUGUAAAUAUAUGAUAUUAUUUUAUUUGAUUUUAAAUGUAUAGUACACUGC